AUGGCCAUGGGCCAUGUAGUCCUGCUGAGAUGCCGAACACAUGGCUGUUCUGAAUGUUCUAAAAGCAAAAGCCCUGUAGCUUCUAUGAGAUCCCAUGGAGAGAGGAGGUUACAGAAACUAUCCAACAACCAACUUCAUCAUAUUGGUUCUCUCAGGUACUCUUCAACUCCAGAGAAGGAUGUGGUAUGUUACCCCAACAGCAGAAGGGCACAAGAGGAAACUAAAGCUGGCAAAGGGCCAAGAGAGCCAACCACAGGCUUAACAGGAACGGUCUUCAGGAAGCUGCCAUUGUGCCUUCCUGUAAGAGUAAGCAAGGCAAAGCAAAGGUGGAUUAGGAGAAGGAAAAGGGGGAAAAAAAAGAGGCAGCUUUCUGAUGUGAAGUUGGCUUAUUCCUUUUCCAUUUUAACUUGGAUGAACUAUCACAACCCAAAAGUCCAAGGACCAGUCAUGAAAGGUGAUUUGGUCUGGCUCUCCAGUGUGCUGCUUCUAGUCCAUGGGGCUGGUAGCUGUCCACAAAAGUGUGUUUGUCACACACCUACAAAGUCUGUUGAUUGCAGCAGGCAAGGCUUAAGAGAAAUCCCCUCAGAACUGCCUCCUCAGACCCAGAUCCUGCAUUUGCAGUAUAACCAGAUUGGAGACAUCCCUUCUUCUGCUUUCAGUGGCACACCCUUGCUCCGAACCUUAGAUCUCUCCAACAAUGCCAUUUUUACCCUUACUCCUGGAGCUUUUUUGGGCCUUGUCCACUUACAGGUUCUAAACCUAACAAGGAACUCCCUUCAUUCCCUGGAAAGCAAGGUUUUCCAAUCCCUGCCCCAACUGCAGGAGCUGGAUUUGUCCUUUAACAACAUACAGGAGCUGCCCAAGUUUAAAGGGGAGACAUUGAGCCACCUAACUCGACUUGUCAUACAGAGGAACCAGUUAGAGCAGGUCCAUAGGGCUCACCUAGCAUCCCUCCCCAGCUUGAGAGCUUUAUUUUUCAAGGACAACCUGUGGAAAUGCAAUUGUCACUUGCUGGAUCUUAAACUGUGGCUGGAGAGAUUUGUCUACAAAGGUGGAAUAACUGAUGGAGUUAUCUGCUCGGCCCCAGACAUCUGGAAAGGGAAGGACCUCCUUAAAAUUCCAUAUGAACUCUACAAUGCAUGCCUCCCUCUUCUUGGGAAUGGGGGGCCCAUCCAAGCCCAGCUCCCUGGCACUGUGCAGCAGGAUUCUCCACAGCCUGGGGAAUCCCAAGAACAAGUUGACAAAAGUCGUUCGGACUGUGAACUCAAACCAAAGACACGACCAGUCAAUCUCCGCCAUGCCAUCGCCACAGUAGUUAUCACAGGAGUUGUCUGUGGAGUUGUGUGUCUGAUGAUGUUGGCUGCUGCUAUUUAUGGUUGUACCUAUGCAGCAAUUAUGGCUAAAGGCCAUGGAGAACCUUUGAGAAAUGCCAAUGAGCCAAGAAGGCCUGGAGAAGAAAAGAGGCUACCUGAUGCUUCCCUGCCAUAG
Molecule: messenger RNA, 1488 nt
Organism: Dromiciops gliroides (monito del monte)
Lineage: Eukaryota; Metazoa; Chordata; Mammalia; Microbiotheria; Microbiotheriidae
Gene: LRTM1
Product: leucine rich repeats and transmembrane domains 1
Biological process (GO): regulation of presynapse assembly; axonogenesis; positive regulation of synapse assembly
Cellular component (GO): membrane
Molecular function (GO): protein binding
Source: RefSeq, a predicted model, not a curated record